GAUGAUUUAUAUGAAAGCGGGUGAAUGUUGGCAGAUUUGGUGAGAGGCGAGCCACAGGCCAGGCGGACUGAUGUACCGUAACCAGGCAAUCGGGUUGAACACAUCACCAUGGUGUACUUCGUGUGUUCCACGUGUGGCACCUGCCUAAAGAAGAAUCAGGUCACCACACACUGGUUCAAGUGCAGGAGAGGCAAGAAUGUGUCAUGCAUGGACUGUGGCAAGGACUUCUGGGGAGAAGAAUAUGCCAGUCAUGUGAAAUGCAUAUCAGAGGAUCAAAAGUAUGGAGGAAGCAACUAUGUUUCCAAGGAAAGUAAAGGAGAGAAGAAGCAAGAAGAAUGGGUUAUAAAUAUCCAGGAAAAAGUGGCCAAUUCCCAAAACAUGGACCCACAGCUGAGGAAGUUGCUGCAGAAUAUCAUCACUUAUACUAACAUUCCCCGCAAGGAAGCCAAAUUUAGGGUAAGAGAGGCUGGAGAAGGAAUGACAGAUGUCAUAGGUUCAUCUCUGGCUAUUCAUCUUUGAAUUACAAAUGAUAAAAAUGCAGUCUUAAAAUUUAUGGAACAUGAUAUAGUAAUUAGAGAUGAGUUGAGAAAUUAAUCAUGAUCAAGAUGGAAUAAAAUAAUGACACUUC
Messenger RNA from Portunus trituberculatus (swimming crab), 628 nucleotides. Its product is annotated as cell growth-regulating nucleolar protein-like. Gene Ontology annotation, biological process: rRNA processing; negative regulation of transcription by RNA polymerase II. NCBI's taxonomy places the organism in Eukaryota, Metazoa, Arthropoda, Malacostraca, Decapoda, Portunidae. Gene Ontology annotation, molecular function: DNA binding. The transcript has 3 exons. Bases 109 to 519 code for a protein of 136 amino acids. The record is from RefSeq and is a predicted model, not a curated record. Gene Ontology annotation, cellular component: nucleolus.